Molecule: messenger RNA, 681 nt
Organism: Acanthoscelides obtectus
Lineage: Eukaryota; Metazoa; Arthropoda; Insecta; Coleoptera; Chrysomelidae
Source: the annotation of a GenBank genome assembly
GUUUAAUACAAAUUGCCCCUAGUCACUAGCUGAUUAGCUGUUCACCUCGGUAGACGUCAAAACGUGAUGGAUACUCGUCAAAUAGGGUUUAUUCUUGUGGGUCAUUCAUCCCUGUUCCACGCUUUCCACUGCAAAAUUCUUGUUUAUCUCAGGACUAUUGAAUAGAUCCUAGUGUGCCAGAAAAUUAGAGAAAAUAAAAAAUGGUUCUAUCAGAAAGCUCGAAACAACGAUUGGCGUUGGUAAUAGAAGCAGCCAAGACAGUAUUUCAUUAUGGAUUCAUACCAACAGUGUUAUAUUUAGGAUUCCAAAAAGGCGCAGAUCCCGGUAUGCCAGAAAUAACAAUCGCAAAAAAAAAAUGUGACAUUCAUAGAAACCUAUGGAAUUCCUUAAUGGAUUAAUUUUUUAUCCAAUGCACUGUAAAUAAUCAUUAAUUGUGUAGUGUGCAUCUGAUGUAAAUGCAGCCCUGAAUCUCAUCUUAAAGGCAGAAAAACUUGAUAGAUUCACAAUAUUUUUUUUAGAAUCCUUACAAGUUGUUUUUUUUUCAGCAUCAUAUGGUAAACAGUCCAGGACUUACAAGAACAUAUAAUGUAUAAGCAAUAUGUAAUACAUUAAUUUUAUUUUAUAAAUACAUAUGUAUACAGUUGAACUAUAUUAAUUUUUUAAAUCAACACCUAGAAGCAA